Messenger RNA from Erigeron canadensis, 489 nucleotides. RefSeq names its product signaling peptide TAXIMIN 2. The coding region runs from base 131 to 358 and encodes 75 amino acids. The record is from RefSeq and is a predicted model, not a curated record. The transcript has a single exon. Lineage: Eukaryota; Viridiplantae; Streptophyta; Magnoliopsida; Asterales; Asteraceae.
CGUCUUUACCAAAUACCAACUCAACGCUUUUCAAAUUUCAACUCUCUAUUUCUCUCGUUUCUCACAUACAUACAUAGAUACGAAAACACGCAUUAAGAUUUGAAGAAUUAUUAGCGAAAGGUAGAAUAGAAUGGGGGAUGGAGAUUGCAGGCCGCUUGGGUUUUUGAUCGGUUUGCCGUUUGCAUUACUUGCAUUGGUGAUCUCGGUUAUCGGAGCGGUUAUCUGGAUCAUCGGAUCUGUGAUCAGCUGUUUGUGCCCCUGUUGCUGUUGUUUCACCGGACUCGCAAAUGUAGCUGUUGAUCUCAUCAAACUUCCUAUUAAAGUUCUUAGAUGGUUUACUUAUCAGAUUCCUUGUUAAUUUACCUUACCUAAUAAUAGUGUUAUAUGACUAGUUUCUUUCUUUUUUGUUAUUCUUUUCAUGUUACAUGUUUCUUUCUAAAUAUUAUUGUAGCAGAUUUUUAACAUUUAUGGAGGAUUAUUUUUAUUUGA